This is a messenger RNA of Sorex fumeus (smoky shrew), 3602 nucleotides long. RefSeq names its product fibroblast growth factor receptor 3 (gene FGFR3). Gene Ontology annotation, molecular function: fibroblast growth factor binding; ATP binding; fibroblast growth factor receptor activity. Lineage: Eukaryota; Metazoa; Chordata; Mammalia; Eulipotyphla; Soricidae. The transcript has 17 exons. Gene Ontology annotation, cellular component: signaling receptor complex; membrane. Gene Ontology annotation, biological process: protein phosphorylation; positive regulation of MAPK cascade; fibroblast growth factor receptor signaling pathway. Bases 222 to 2588 code for a protein of 788 amino acids. The record is from RefSeq and is a predicted model, not a curated record.
CGGGCUCAGUGCUCGUUGGCGGCGGCGGCUCGGGCAGCGGGCGCCGCGCGGUCCAGCUCGGACGACCCCGCCCCUGGACGGCGCGAGGAGCGCGCGGCCGCAGCCGGAGCCGCCGGGCCGGGGCGCGGGGCCGGGGGUCCCGAGCCCCCCGCAGCCUCCUCCCGCCGGGCCGGACCGGACCAUGGGGGGCCGCGGGGCCUGAGGACACCGCCCCCCGCGCCAUGGGCGCCCCGCGCGCCCUCGCCCUCUGCGUGGCCCUGGCCGUCGCGGCCGGCCGCGUGGCCCCGGGACCCCCGGGCGGAGCGACAGAGGCCCCGCAGGAGCAGCUGGUCUUCGUCAGUGGGGAGAUCCUGGAGUUGAGCUGCCCCCCGGCAGGGGCGCCCGCGGGGCCCACAGUCUGGGCCAAGGACGGUGAGGGGCUCAUGCCGUCCCCGCGAGUCCUGGUGGGGCCACAGCGCCUGCGAGUGCUCAAUGCUUCCCAGGAGGACGCUGGUGCCUACAGCUGCCGCCAGCGGCUGGGCCAGCGCGUCCUGUGCACCUUCAGCGUGCGUGUGACAGAUGCACCUUCCUCGGGAGAUGAUGAAGAUGGGGAAGACGAGGCUGAGGACACAGGUGCCCCGUACUGGACCCGGCCCGAGCGCAUGGACAAGAAGCUCUUGGCUGUGCCGGCUGCCAACACCGUCCGUUUCCGCUGCCCGGCUGCUGGCAACCCCACCCCAUCCAUCUCCUGGCUGAAGAAUGGGAAAGAGUUCCGGGGCGAGCAUCGCAUCGGGGGCAUCAAGCUGCGGCACCAGCAAUGGAGUCUGGUCAUGGAGAGCGUGGUGCCUUCGGACCGCGGGAACUACACGUGUGUGGUGGAGAACAAGUUCGGCAGCAUCCAGCAGACAUACACGCUGGACGUGCUCGAGCGCUCCCCGCACCGGCCCAUACUGCAGGCUGGGCUGCCCGCCAACCAGACGGCGGUGCUGGGCAGCGACGUGGAGUUCCACUGCAAAGUGUACAGUGACGCGCAGCCGCACAUCCAGUGGCUCAAGCACGUGGAGGUGAACGGCAGCCGCGUGGGCCCCGAUGGCACCCCCUACGUCACUGUGCUCAAGACCGCGGGCGCUAACACCACCGACAAGGAGCUCGAGGUUCUCUCUUUGCGCAAUGUCACCUUUGAGGACGCGGGGGAGUACACGUGCCUGGCGGGCAAUUCUAUCGGGUUUUCCCACCACUCUGCGUGGCUGGCCGUGCUGCCAGCUGAGGAGGGGCUGGCCGAGGCGGGCGAGGCCGGCAGCGUGUACGCGGGCGUGCUCAGCUACGGCGUGUCCUUCCUCCUCUUCAUCCUCGUGGUGGUGGCCGUCACGCUGUGUCGCCUGCGCAGCCCCCCGAAGAAGGGCCUCGGCACGACCCCUGUGCACAAAGUCUCACGUUUCCCGCUCAAGCGACAGGUGUCCUUGGAGUCCAGCUCGUCCCUGAGCUCCAAUACGCCGCUGGUGCGCAUCGCCCGGCUGUCCUCAGGGGAAGGCCCCGCGCUGGCCAAUGUGUCUGAGCUCGAGCUGCCUGCCGACCCCAAGUGGGAGCUGUCUCGCGCCCGGCUGACCCUGGGCAAGCCUCUGGGAGAGGGCUGCUUCGGCCAGGUGGUCAUGGCGGAAGCUGUCGGCAUUGACAAAGACCGAGCGGCCAAGCCCAUCACCGUGGCCGUGAAGAUGCUGAAAGACGAUGCUACGGACAAAGAUUUGUCAGACCUGGUGUCAGAGAUGGAGAUGAUGAAGAUGAUGGGGAAACACAAGAACAUCAUCAACCUGCUGGGCGCCUGCACGCAGGGCGGGCCCCUGUACGUGCUGGUGGAAUACGCAGCCAAAGGCAACCUACGGGAGUACCUUCGUGCGCGGCGGCCCCCGGGCAUGGACUACUCCUUCGACACCUGCAGGCUUCCCGAGGAGCAGCUGACCUGCAAGGACCUGGUGUCCUGUGCCUACCAGGUUGCCCGGGGCAUGGAGUACCUGGCCUCAAAGAAGUGCAUCCACAGGGACCUGGCGGCCCGCAAUGUGCUGGUGACCGAGGACAAUGUGAUGAAGAUCGCAGACUUCGGCCUGGCACGCGACGUGCACAACCUCGACUACUACAAGAAGACCACCAACGGCCGGCUGCCUGUGAAGUGGAUGGCCCCCGAGGCUUUGUUCGACCGAGUCUACACGCACCAGAGUGAUGUCUGGUCCUUCGGGGUGCUGCUCUGGGAGAUCUUCACUCUGGGGGGUUCGCCGUACCCCGGCAUCCCUGUGGAGGAGCUGUUCAAGCUGCUGAAAGAAGGUCACCGCAUGGACAAGCCGGCCAACUGCACACAUGACCUGUACACAAUCAUGCGGGAGUGCUGGCACGCCGUGCCCUCGCAGAGGCCCACCUUCAAGCAGCUUGUGGAGGACCUGGACCGUAUCCUCACCAUGACAUCCACUGACGAGUACCUGGACCUGUCGGUGCCUUUCGAGCAGUACUCGCCGGGCGGCCAGGACACCCCCAGUUCCGGCUCCUCAGGGGACGACUCCGUGUUUGCCCAUGACCUGCUGCCCCCAGCACCCACCAACAGCGGGGGUCCAAGGACGUGAAGGGCUGUUGGCUUGUAGAGGACUGUGCUCGCCAGGCUGCUACCGCUGCAGUGAGGCACUGGAGCCCGCCGGCCUGGGCCUGAGACAUGGGUGGGUGGGCGGACGGACGGACGGACAGACACCUUAAUGUGUGCGCGUGAGCCUCACAGCCCAGUGCCAGGUCUCCCGGGUCCCGUCCUGCUGUAUAAUGCACUCGGGGACCGAAUAUAGAAUGUAAAUGGGGUCUUUUUCCCAGGGACCUCUCCCCCAGGCUCCCUUGCUUCCACUGCCAUGCCCCAGGGAGCAUGGUGGUGGCCGGUGCCCAGGUGCCACCAAGUGCCCUGAGCUGAGCCUUCAGGCUCAGGUGUGGGUGAGCAUGUGCAGAGCCCUCAGGCCUGCCCUUGGAGACUGAGAUUACGGGUACCUGAGGCGGGGCCUCUGCCUCCUCUCCCAAGGGGCGCACCUGUCCCCGCAGAUGCCAAGCACAUGUGCUCGUCUCCGGAGACUGGGGUGCGGGGGUCCUCGUGCUGGAGACCAGUGGGGAGGGGCGUGCCUGCCCCCGCAGUUUUGUUUUAGAAAUUGUGCCUGGGCCUGUGUACUUGUAAAGCUAUUUAUGGCCCCAGCCCUCGCCCCCUAGGGGGGUGCUAUAGGGGGACAGGCCCCAGGAAGGGCUCUGCAGCCCCUUCAGUCACCUCUGCGAGGAAUAUGUGCGGGUGCGGGGGACCAGGUGGGAGCUUUGAGCAAUCCUGACUCAGUGUCCUCCAGCUUCUGGCCAGGCGGCCUCCCACACACAGGGUCCGAUGUCAUUAAUGUUACAAGUUUAUAUAAUUUAUUGAGUUUUGAUAAGAUAUAUUUGCUGUAGAUUUAACCUUCUGACGCAGUGCUUCUAGACUUUGGGAGCUGGCCCUGCUGCCUCUCAGCUUGGGGGUGCCCUGGGUUGGAGGGGCAGCGCCACAUGGCCUGGGGACUCUGCCGUCAGGCCCAGCCAGGCAGAUGUGCUUCCCAAGAAAUAAAGAUGACUGGCUGUGGCCUCGA